UACAUCAGCAGGUUUAGAAUCAAUUUUGUUGUGGUGCUUUGUGGCUGCUGUUUAUCUACGUCGUACAAAAACUUUCUGAUCUGCUGCGAAGUAAGAUUGAGGGUGAUUAUCGAUUAUUUUCAAACUAAGAAAAGGCGUUUAUCAGCAUUUGGAUUUUGUCGAAUACAGAAUAUUCACAAAAUCGGAGUGCUCCAACCAUGAAGCUCUACUUGCUCAUCGUGGGAAUGGCCGCCGGGCUCGUCCUGGUCAACGGAGCCAUCAGUGGCACCGGAUCUUGCUCCAUCGAUAAAGGAACAUGCACUUCCCUCUUCUCCGGUUUUCCGCACGUCCAAAGCGACUUGAACAAGUACACCAAGCAGAUGCUGGAUAAGUCGUACGACUUCCUGCUGCUCUCGUCGGCGUUCGACGUCUACAGUCUGGACCGGCCUGGCUUCGAGAAACUAUACCGCAAGGUGUCGGACAAAGCCUGGGAGGACACCAUCGAGCUGAUCAAGUACCAAAGCCGUCGCGGUGGCUACGUCCAGCUGGGCGAAGAGGGCUCCACCAGUGUGCACGACGUGGCCAGUUUGCUGCAGAGCAACGAGACCUCCUCGCUGGGGUUGGCCCUGGAGUACGAGAAACUGCUGGCCACGGAGGCCCACCGUAUGCACAAGAAGAUUUCGCACGCCGACAGCACCAAGCACUACGAUCCGGACGUGGCCCACUAUCUGGAUGAGAAGCUGAUCGAAUACCAGAGCGGACAGAUCCGCAAGCUGUCCGGCUACAUUAAAAAUUUGAACGAUAUCAUUAAUGAGGCUAAUACCAAGGCGUUGGGCGUUCAGCUGUUUGACGAUUAUCUCGAUAAGGCGGAAUGAGCUGAUAAGAAAGGAUGCGAUUAAUUCGCCAGUAGCGUGAUGUAGAUCUCGAAUGAGAUUGCAAUUCAAGACAUCAUAGUAUAAAGCAUAUGUUAACGUAAUUCGAUUUAAUUAUUGGCAGUAAAUUUUAUGUGUUGCGUAAUUAAUGUUCAUGUAGCUGAUUUAUUUUAUAGCGGAUUAAACUGCAUUUUAGUGAUAAAAUUUAAAAAAUAAUCUGUGAAAGAAUGUAUUAAA
This is a messenger RNA of Armigeres subalbatus, 1088 nucleotides long. Its product is annotated as ferritin light chain-like. The coding region runs from base 198 to 854 and encodes 218 amino acids. The transcript is spliced from 3 exons. Gene Ontology annotation, cellular component: cytoplasm. The record is from RefSeq and is a predicted model, not a curated record. Lineage: Eukaryota; Metazoa; Arthropoda; Insecta; Diptera; Culicidae. Gene Ontology annotation, biological process: iron ion transport; intracellular iron ion homeostasis. Gene Ontology annotation, molecular function: ferrous iron binding; ferric iron binding.